AUGUUCACUGGUAUAGUCGAGGAGAUUGGAGUCGUUGCCGAGCUCAACCCGCACGAUGCCACCGGGGGGACAUCGCUGACCAUCUCGCUUCCAGCGGGCAGCAGUCUGCUCUCGGACUGUCAUGACGGUGACAGCAUCGCCGUCAAUGGCGUGUGCCUCACCGUCACGUCCUUCACGCCGACGCAGUUCACCGUGGGCGUGGCGCCGGAGACGCUACGCGUCACGGACCUGGGCGACCUGGUCAAGGACUCGCGCGUGAACCUCGAGAGGGCUGUGCGGGCCGACACCCGCAUGGGCGGCCACUUUGUGCAGGGCCACGUCGACACGACCGCGACCAUAGCGGACAAGCAGGCAGAUGGCAACGCCAUCACCAUGCGGUUCAAGCCACGGGAGGGCAGCGACGUGUUGAAAUACAUCGUGCGGAAGGGGUACGUCGCCCUGGACGGGACGAGUCUGACGGUCACCAAGGUCGACGACGCAGCCGGGUGGUGGGAGGUCAUGCUCAUCGUGUACACGCAGGAGCGUGUCGUCCUGGCGCAGAAGAGCGUUGGUGAUACUGUCAAUGUUGAGGUUGACGUCUUGGCCAAGUAUGCUGAGAAGAGUAUGGCUGGAUAUUUGAGCUCUCUCAACAAGAGUGGCGCGUAA
Molecule: messenger RNA, 645 nt
Organism: Pyricularia pennisetigena
Lineage: Eukaryota; Fungi; Ascomycota; Sordariomycetes; Magnaporthales; Pyriculariaceae
Exons: 2
Coding region: 1-645 (214 amino acids)
Biological process (GO): riboflavin biosynthetic process
Molecular function (GO): riboflavin synthase activity
Source: RefSeq, a predicted model, not a curated record